This is a messenger RNA of Canis lupus familiaris (dog), 2498 nucleotides long. RefSeq names its product b(0,+)-type amino acid transporter 1-like. The record is from RefSeq and is a predicted model, not a curated record. Gene Ontology annotation, cellular component: membrane. The transcript is spliced from 6 exons. Gene Ontology annotation, molecular function: L-amino acid transmembrane transporter activity. Lineage: Eukaryota; Metazoa; Chordata; Mammalia; Carnivora; Canidae. Bases 47 to 1315 code for a protein of 422 amino acids. Gene Ontology annotation, biological process: amino acid transmembrane transport.
CAUCUGCUUCUGCUCAACUAGACACAACAGCUAUUGAAGUCCUGAGAUGGAGAGAAGUCAGGAAAGAGAUGGUGGUGAGGGGGUGGCAGGACGGGAGCCAGACGGUGCGGGGCUAAGGCUGAGGAGGGAGAUUGGCUUGUGGAGUGCCGUGUCCCUGAUUGCAGGCUGUAUGAUCGGCUCUGGCAUCUUCAUGUCCCCACAGGGGGUCUUGGUCUAUGUGGGCAGUCCUGGGGCCAGUCUCGUGGUCUGGGCAGUCUGUGGUCUCCUGGCCAUGAUGGGUGCCCUGUGCUAUGCUGAGCUGGGGGCCCUGGUUCCCAAAUCUGGCGGGGAGUAUGCCUAUAUCUUGCAAAUCUUUGGUUCCUUGCCAGCCUUCCUGGUUAUCUACACAUUUGUGCUGUUGGUCAGGCCAGCUGCCAUUGCCGCCGUCUCUCUGAGCUUUGCUGAGUAUGCAGUGGCUCCCUUUUACCCGGGCUGCUCCUCGAUGCCCCAAGCCGUGCUCAAGGCUGUGGCUGCCAUCUGCAUCCUGCUGCUGACGUUGGUCAACUGCUGGAGCUCGCGGCUGGCCACCAUGCUGAUGAAUGUGUGCACGGUUGCCAAAGUAUUCUCGUUGCUGGUCAUCGUGGGGGGUGGGGCUGUGGUGCUGGGCCAGGGCCGUGGCUACACGGAAGCCUUUCUGUUUGCCUUCCACAAUACCACGCAGCAGGCCGGGCGCAUCGGCAUGGCCUUCUACCAGGGCCUGUGGUCCUUUGAUGGCUGGAAUAAUGUCAACUAUGUAUUGGAGGAGCUCAAGAAUCCAAAGCAAAACCUGGUGUGGGCGCUGAUGAUCGCCAUCCCUCUGGUCACCAGCCUGUACCUCCUGGUCAACAUCAGUUACCUGCUAGUGUUGUCACCCAAUGAACUCCUUUCCUCUGAUGCUAUGGCCGUGAGCUGGGGGAACCAGGUGCUGGGGGACUGGGCCUGGCUGGUACCCUUGGCUGUCACCCUCUCGACACUUGGCUCUACCAAUGGGACAUUCUUCGGUGGAAGCCGUGUGUGCUAUGUGGCUGCAAGAGAAGGCCACAUGCCCCAACUUCUGUCUAUGGUUCAUGUGCAUCGCCUCACACCAACUCCGGCACUGAUGUUUACCGCCGCAGUGGCUCUGGUCCUGGUCAUCCCAGGAAACUUCAGCACCAUCGUGAACUUCUUGAGCUUUCUUGGCUGGAUCACCUAUGGAACUACCAUUAGCUGUCUCUUGUACUUGCGGAUGAAGAAGAACCUUCCUCGACCUUACAAGGUGUGCACUGAAGAAAGAAAAACUGUCCAGCCCUGCCCUUGAGUACCAGUGAGGAAGACAGAAGGAGGUAAACAUACAUUACAAAAGCCAGAAGAUCAUUACUUUGAGACAUAACUCCAAUGCACACAGAUAAGCAUAAACUGACACAUCCCCCCUUUUUAAAAAAAAUAUUUUAUUUAUUUAUUCAUGAGAGACUCAGAGAGAGAGAGAGAGAGAGAGGCAGAGACAUAGGCAGAGGGAGAAGAGAAGUAGGCUCCCUGCAAGGAUCCCAAUGCAGGACUCGAUCCUGGACCCCAGAAUCAUGCCCUGAGCCGAAGGCACUCAACUGCUAAGCCACCCAGGCAUCCCUUAUUCCUUUUAAGAUAGCAAUGGGCUAUACUCUAGAGUUUUCUAAAAAUUCCUUAAUGCUUAAUGUGGGAGAACUUUUUAAGACUUUUUGUAUAAAAAAGUAUUUUUAUAUCUCUCUUUUAUAUCAUCUCUUUUUAAUGGAUGCCUGGUAUUAUUGGCCUAUUGUCCAUGGAUAUUCUCUGGUCUUAUUACAAUACAAGCAAAGCUAGAGGGACCACUUGGUUGUAUAGAAAAGUGAUGAUCCAAAAGCAGGCACCUUCUUUCUUCCCGAAUCAUCUUUGUUUGUUCUAUGCUAUAGUCCUCCUCCUGAAUUACUGUUUGCCAUUAUUUUUUGCUAUAAAUGAAAUCUAUGUUUUAGGUGUAGGAAGAUACAUCUAAACCAUAAAGCUAUUGUGACAUGGACUGUGACCUUUGUGAACUACAGAAUGUCUAUGGAAUAUAGAUGCUCUGACAUCAUCACUUUUGAUUUGCUUCAUUUAUACAUGCUCUGGAUUGAAACUUUUUGUAAAAUGAAGAAUCUCAGAAAUUUCUUUAAAAUAUCUUUUACACUGUCUCCCCGCCACCUGGCCAGGGUCUGUUAUAUAAUCAGGAUUCAUUGAUCCUGGUGCUGCUCACGACUGUUCAUUGUCACACUCUUGGGAGUCAGUAUAAAGCAUUUGGGAGCUAUUAAAAUUGCUAAAUAAAUUAAAAAAAAACAUUUUGCAAGCCAUCUCUAUGUCCCCUUAGGAAACAUCUUUUCUUGGGAUAAGGUUUGGAUUUGUAUAUCUAUGCUUUUCAUUUUAGAUCCAGAAAUGCUAUACAGUUUUUAGAGGUGGAAAAUUAUGUGAUAUUAUACACAUAAAAGAAAAGUUAGAAUCUUAUUGUUUUGAUCCAAAGG